UUUGAGUCAAUGCGGUCCCAAACUUUCAAGUCAAGAACAAGACCGGCCAUUUUACAAUACCUUGUUGUGGGAUUAUUCACCUUUCAAAAUUAAAAUUGUAAUUAAUGUCAGAACCACAGUCAGCUCUCCUAUUAAGAAAACAGCUAGCAGAACUGAACAAAAACCCUGUGGAGGGUUUUUCUGCAGGCCUUAUAGAUGAUAAUGACAUCUACAGAUGGGAAGUACUCAUAAUAGGUCCUCCUGAUACAUUAUACGAAGGAGGUUUUUUCAAAUGUCAUCUUUAUUUUCCGAAGGAAUACCCACUUAGGCCACCAAAAAUGAAAUUUGUAACAGAAAUUUGGCAUCCUAAUAUCGAUAAGAAUGGUGAUGUAUGUAUUUCAAUAUUGCACGAACCCGGGGACGAUAAAUUUGGUUAUGAAAAAGCCUCGGAACGGUGGUUACCAGUACAUACAGUAGAAACUAUUUUAAUAUCAGUUAUUUCAAUGUUAGCCGAUCCUAAUGAUGAAUCACCUGCCAAUGUUGAUGCUGCGAAAGAAUGGCGAGAAUCAUACUCAGAAUUUAAACGGAAAGUAGCAAGAUGUGUCCGGAAGUCACAAGAACAAGAGGAGUGUUAGGACUGUAUUAAAUUUGAAUUGAUAAACAACUAAUUAUAAAAAAUAAACCAUAAUUGAUUUGAUUCCCGGGCUGUUAAAAUCUACGUGACUUUUUGUAUGUCGUUUCCGUAGUUUUUUAUACAACUUAAUAAUAGUAAUAUACUUUUUAAACAUUCGAUAGACUUCAACACGCCACCGGAAUCAAAUCACGUGUUUCAACAUUUC
Diabrotica balteata is the source of this 818-nucleotide messenger RNA. NCBI's taxonomy places the organism in Eukaryota, Metazoa, Arthropoda, Insecta, Coleoptera, Chrysomelidae. The record is from the annotation of a GenBank genome assembly.